This is a messenger RNA of Phytophthora sojae, 3717 nucleotides long. RefSeq lists its product as hypothetical. The record is from RefSeq and is a predicted model, not a curated record. The transcript is spliced from 29 exons. NCBI's taxonomy places the organism in Eukaryota, Oomycota, Peronosporomycetes, Peronosporales, Peronosporaceae. Bases 1 to 3717 code for a protein of 1238 amino acids.
AUGCUCGCACGACCAGGAGGUACUCGAGUCUGUCCGGCCAUUGGUCGGCGCGUGCAGGCCUACUUGUCGGCGCCGGCGACCGAGACGAACGCGACGCUCGGAGCUGCGUGCGAUGCGAAGGAGGCGACCCCGUCGGUGGCUGGAUCGGAUGUGGGCAGUACGUGUCGAAAUGGUCGGUCGAUCAAUGGUGGCGAUAGGAUGAACGCGCUCGCGUUGCGUGUGGCAGCUCUCGGUGCCGUGCUGACCCGCUGCUACAUCCCAUCCACGGAUCCAACCAUGCUCGCACGACCAGGAGGUACUCGAGUCUGUCCGGCCAUUGGUCGGCGCGUGCAGGCCUACUUGUCGGCGCUGGCCACCGAGACGAACGCGACGCUCGGAGCUGCGUGCGAUGCGAAGGAGGCGACCCCGUCGGUGGCUGGAUCGGAUGUGGGCAGUACGUGUCGAAAUGGUCGGUCGAUCAAUGGUGGCGAUAGGAUGAACGCGCUUGCGUUGCGUGUGGCAGCUCUCGGUGCCGUGCUGACCCGCUGCUACAUCCCAUCCACGGAUCCAACCAUGCUCGCACGACCAGGAGGUACUCGAGUCUGUCCGGCCAUUGGUCGGCGCGUGCAGGCCUACUUGUCGGCGCUGGCCACCACGAACGCGACGCUCGGAGCUGCGUGCGAUGCGAAGGAGGCGACCCCGUCGGUGGCUGGAUCGGAUGUGGGCAGUACGUGUCGAAAUGGUCGGUCGAUCAAUGGUGGCGAUAGGAUGAACGCGCUCGCGUUGCGUGUGGCAGCUCUCGGUGCCGUGCUGACCCGCUGCUACAUCCCAUCCACGGAUCCAACCAUGCUCGCACGACCAGGAGGUACUCGAGUCUGUCCGGCCAUUGGUCGGCGCGUGCAGGCCUACUUGUCGGCGCUGGCCACCACGAACGCGACGCUCGGAGCUGCGUGCGAUGCGAAGGAGGCGACCCCGUCGGUGGCUGGAUCGGAUGUGGGCAGUACGUGUCGAAAUGGUCGGUCGAUCAAUGGUGGCGAUAGGAUGAACGCGCUUGCGUUGCGUGUGGCAGCUCUCGGUGCCGUGCUGACCCGCUGCUACAUCCCAUCCACGGAUCCAACCAUGCUCGCACGACCAGGAGGUACUCGAGUCUGUCCGGCCAUUGGUCGGCGCGUGCAGGCCUACUUGUCGGCGCUGGCCACCACGAACGCGACGCUCGGAGCUGCGUGCGAUGCGAAGGAGGCGACCCCGUCGGUGGCUGGAUCGGAUGUGGGCAGUACGUGUCGAAAUGGUCGGUCGAUCAAUGGUGGCGAUAGGAUGAACGCGCUCGCGUUGCGUGUGGCAGCUCUCGGUGCCGUGCUGACCCGCUGCUACAUCCCAUCCACGGAUCCAACCAUGCUCGCACGACCAGGAGGUACUCGAGUCUGUCCGGCCAUUGGUCGGCGCGUGCAGGCCUACUUGUCGGCGCUGGCCACCACGAACGCGACGCUCGGAGCUGCGUGCGAUGCGAAGGAGGCGACCCCGUCGGUGGCUGGAUCGGAUGUGGGCAGUACGUGUCGAAAUGGUCGGUCGAUCAAUGGUGGCGAUAGGAUGAACGCGCUCGCGUUGCGUGUGGCAGCUCUCGGUGCCGUGCUGACCCGCUGCUACAUCCCAUCCACGGAUCCAACCAUGCUCGCACGACCAGGAGGUACUCGAGUCUGUCCGGCCAUUGGUCGGCGCGUGCAGGCCUACUUGUCGGCGCUGGCCACCACGAACGCGACGCUCGGAGCUGCGUGCGAUGCGAAGGAGGCGACCCCGUCGGUGGCUGGAUCGGAUGUGGGCAGUACGUGUCGAAAUGGUCGGUCGAUCAAUGGUGGCGAUAGGAUGAACGCGCUCGCGUUGCGUGUGGCAGCUCUCGGUGCCGUGCUGACCCGCUGCUACAUCCCAUCCACGGAUCCAACCAUGCUCGCACGACCAGGAGGUACUCGAGUCUGUCCGGCCAUUGGUCGGCGCGUGCAGGCCUACUUGUCGGCGCUGGCGACCACGAACGCGACGCUCGGAGCUGCGUGCGAUGCGAAGGAGGCGACCCGAUCGGUGGCUGGAUCGGAUGUGGGCAGUACGUGUCGAAAUGGUCGGUCGAUCAAUGGUGGCGAUAGGAUGAACGCGCUCGCGUUGCGUGUGGCAGCUCUCGGUGCCGUGCUGACCCGCUGCUACAUCCCAUCCACGGAUCCAACCAUGCUCGCACGACCAGGAGGUACUCGAGUCUGUCCGGCCAUUGGUCGGCGCGUGCAGGCCUACUUGUCGGCGCUGGCGACCACGAACGCGACGCUCGGAGCUGCGUGCGAUGCGAAGGAGGCGACCCCGUCGGUGGCUGGAUCGGAUGUGGGCAGUACGUGUCGAAAUGGUCGAUCGAUCAAUGGUGGCGAUAGGAUGAACGCGCUCGCGUUGCGUGUGGCAGCUCUCGGUGCCGUGCUGACCCGCUGCUACAUCCCAUCCACGGAUCCAACCAUGCUCGCACGACCAGGAGGUACUCGAGUCUGUCCGGCCAUUGGUCGGCGCGUGCAGGCCUACUUGUCGGCGCUGGCGACCACGAACGCGACGCUCGGAGCUGCGUGCGAUGCGAAGGAGGCGACCCGAUCGGUGGCUGGAUCGGAUGUGGGCAGUACGUGUCGAAAUGGUCGAUCGAUCAAUGGUGGCGAUAGGAUGAACGCGCUCGCGUUGCGUGUGGUGCGUGCUCUCGGUGCCGUGCUGACCCGCUGCUACAUCCCAUCCACGGAUCCAACCAUGCUCGCACGACCAGGAGGUACUCGAGUCUGUCCGGCCAUUGGUCGGCGCGUGCAGGCCUACUUGUCGGCGCUGGCGACCACGAACGCGACGCUCGGAGCUGCGUGCGAUGCGAAGGAGGCGACCCGAUCGGUGGCUGGAUCGGAUGUGGGCAGUACGUGUCGAAAUGGUCGAUCGAUCAAUGGUGGCGAUAGGAUGAACGCGCUCGCGUUGCGUGUGGUGCGUGCUCUCGGUGCCGUGCUGACCCGCUGCUACAUCCCAUCCACGGAUCCAACCAUGCUCGCACGACCAGGAGGUACUCGAGUCUGUCCGGCCAUUGGUCGGCGCGUGCAGGCCUACUUGUCGGCGCUGGCGACCACGAACGCGACGCUCGGAGCUGCGUGCGAUGCGAAGGAGGCGACCCGAUCGGUGGCUGGAUCGGAUGUGGGCAGUACGUGUCGAAAUGGUCGGUCGAUCAAUGGUGGCGAUAGGAUGAACGCGCUCGCGUUACGUGUGGCAGCUCUCGGUGCCGUGCUGACCCGCUGCUACAUCCCAUCCACGGAUCCAACCAUGCUCGCACGACCAGGAGGUACUCGAGUCUGUCCGGCCAUUGGUCGGCGCGUGCAGGCCUACUUGUCGGCGCUGGCCACCACGAACGCGACGCUCGGAGCUGCGUGCGAUGCGAAGGAGGCGACCCGAUCGGUGGCUGGAUCGGAUGUGGGCAGUACGUGUCGAAAUGGUCGGUCGAUCAAUGGUGGCGAUAGGAUGAACGCGCUCGCGUUGCGUGUGGCAGCUCUCGGUGCCGUGCUGACCCGCUGCUACAUCCCAUCCACGGAUCCAACCAUGCUCGCACGACCAGGAGGUACUCGAGUCUGUCCGGCCAUUGGUCGGCGCGUGCAGGCCUACUUGUCGGCGCUGGCGACCACGAAUGCGACGCUCGGAGCUGCGUGCAAUGCGAAGGAGGCGACCCCGUCGGUGGCUGGAUCGGAUCGUGCGUAG